This is a messenger RNA of Anneissia japonica, 645 nucleotides long. RefSeq lists its product as uncharacterized. Lineage: Eukaryota; Metazoa; Echinodermata; Crinoidea; Comatulida; Comatulidae. The record is from RefSeq and is a predicted model, not a curated record. The transcript has a single exon. Bases 1 to 645 code for a protein of 214 amino acids.
AUGGACUUGUUGAACGAUUUCAUCGCCAUUUUGAAAGCCUCUCUCAAGGCAUACAAUGACCCAACAAAGUGGACUGAACAUUUACCCAUUGUACUUCUAGGAAUUCGCACUGCACUUAAGGAAGAUCUUGGACAUUGUGCGGCAGAGCUUGUGUAUGGUACUACAUUACGAUUACCAGGACAAUUUUUUUAUAAACAUUCUGAACUUACUGAUUAUUCUAAUUAUGUGCAUAGAUUACGUGAUAUAAUGAGUAAUUUUUAUCCCACUCCAACCCGCACCAAUCCUAAUCGUAAAUCUUACAUCAGUCAGGAUUUACUAACUUGUACUCAUGUGUUUGUUCGUAGAGAUUCCGUUCGUAAACCAUUACAACAUCCUUACGAUGGCCCCUUUAAGGUUUUACGAAGAGCCGACAAACACUUUGUUCUUGACAUAAAUGGUCGUCGAGACACUGUCAGCAUUGACCGCCUAAAAGUAGCCCAUUUAGAUACGGUUACAGCACACACACCCACCUCCACCCUUGAGCCUAACAUUUCCCCACAGUUAACAGCCCCUGCUCAGAUAGACCCUCCCCCUACACCUCCCAGAACUACCCGAUCCGGUAGACGUGUUCAUUUUCCUGACCGUUUCUUAUCGUUCAAUCGUUAA